AUGGUCCUCAACCUCAACGCCGUCGCCACGUCCCUGCCUUCUGCUUGCGCGCGCCCCGCGCUUCGACGGCAUGGCGCCCUCGAGCACGCGGACCGCCGCCGCCGAGGCACGCGCGCGGACCGUGAGGCUCUUCUUCGACGGCCCCGGGAGGCGCGUGCUCUUCGCGGAGGCCGGCGAGGGCGCCGCCGCCUUCCUCUCCGCCCUCCUCGCCGAGCCCGUCCGCGCCGCGGUCGGGGAGCUGCUACAGGAGGAUCCGGCGUCCGCCGCGGCAAGCUGCUUCGGGAACCUCGCCGCCGCCGAGGCCCUCCUGCCAAGGGGCCCUGCCUCUACCGCCUCCUCCCGCGCGGUGCCGCCCGCCUCCGAGGGCAUGGGCAUCAUGGCACGGCGGCUGUUCCGGUGCGGCCACCUCGGGUGCCGCUGCAGCGACGUCGCGUCGCGGGAGGCCGGCUCCGCGCGCCCCUGCGCGUCCCCGUCCUGCUCCCGCGCCAACGGCGGCGGCGCGCCCGGGAGGGGAGGCGCGACACGGAGCUCCACUUCCUGGAGGCCUGCUUCUGCCGCCGCCCGGACGGGUCCGCCGCGACGGCCCGCCGCGGCGCCGGGCGGAGCGGGGACGCCUUCUACCGCUGCUGCGCGCGCGACGAGAGGCACGGCGGCCGCGACGUCUUCCCGUGCCGCUUCCGCGUUACGGACGAGCGCGGCCGGACCACCGUGGCGGUCACGUGCGCCAAGGCCGGCGACGGCGAGGACCCAUCCGUCUCCGCUCGUCCGGACGCGGGGCUUGGCCACGAGGCCGCGGGACCUCCUACCAGCUACGCCAUCAUGGACGACCUCGUCGUGAAGCCAAUUGAAGCCGGCCUGAGCGGCUCCGCGAUGCUCCCCGCCCUCGGCGUCGCGGCCGACACGGACGACGUGCGCGAGGAGACCGUGCCGUUCGGGUACAAGGAGGGUUUGGGCCUGCUCUUGGCCUCGCUGCGCUCCAAGACGGCUCUGACGGACGUCUUCCUACCCGCCCUCGCUCGGGCGACCCGGCGGCGCCGCCAGUGAUCAGCGUUCAUUUGGGAGUAGCAAUUCAUCAAUGCAGACUUUGCUGGUUGGUUGGCCACUCAGGUUGAUUGAGAUUGGGAGGUAGCAAUUCCUACCCGCCGUAGCUGUGAUAUUUUCUGGUUGCCGGCUAGGUAAUGGAGAAGGUUAUCCAGAACAGUAGAGCUCUAAUAUUUUGGACUGGAAGCUGUGUUCUUAUCGGUACUCGGUAGCAAGCUAAGCGAGUGCUACUAUGCU
Molecule: messenger RNA, 1278 nt
Organism: Panicum hallii
Lineage: Eukaryota; Viridiplantae; Streptophyta; Magnoliopsida; Poales; Poaceae
Exons: 3
Coding region: 1-1044 (347 amino acids)
Source: RefSeq, a predicted model, not a curated record